Apus apus (common swift) is the source of this 5261-nucleotide messenger RNA. It is a transcript of the gene TOM1L1, whose product is annotated as target of myb1 like 1 membrane trafficking protein. Gene Ontology annotation, biological process: signal transduction. The coding region runs from base 2345 to 4195 and encodes 616 amino acids. The transcript has 23 exons. The record is from RefSeq and is a predicted model, not a curated record. Gene Ontology annotation, cellular component: membrane; endosome. NCBI's taxonomy places the organism in Eukaryota, Metazoa, Chordata, Aves, Apodiformes, Apodidae. Gene Ontology annotation, molecular function: ubiquitin binding; phosphatidylinositol binding; clathrin binding.
UCUGUGGCCAGACUCUGACCCGAGAUUUCAUCCAAACUCCUUUGCAAGUAUCCAGACCAAAAGACUUUCCAGUGGGAUUUCAGUAUAUGGGGUUCUCAGAGGCACCUCCAGCUUUGCCUUCCAAAGUUUCACAAGAGGUCCGGGCAGAGUGACCAUGAAAAAUUUUGAUGUUUGUGACCCCCCUUUCUCCUUGCCCCACUGUGUGAGAAAUUCCGUACAAGAUGCUCUGCUGCUCCUGCUCUGGGACUGGUUUUGAGUCUGGUGAUGCUGGAAGUAAGUCUUGUCCUGGACUUCGUUGCUUGGGACCAGCACUUCUCUGGCAAUGCUCUUAGUGCUCCCUGUUGUCCAGACCAAAUCAGGAAAAAGAGAGUUUUGGAAAGAGAGAGAGCAAUACAACCUGAGACCCAAGAGGCUGCAACAGUGAUACAUGGGUAAGUACUUCUAAGCUUGCACUUGGCUGGCAGCCUUGGAAGUGAACAGUGUCUGGUGGUUUGGAGCACCUGCCUGGAAAGCAAGAUUUCAUCACUCACCUUAUCUGUCUCCUCAAGGAGUGGGUCCACAGACAAACCAGAUUCUGGGGCUUUUUUCACUUGUCAAAGCAUUAGAAGAACAACACUAAGGAAAAAGACUUGUACAUAUAGAGCUGGAUACAAACUUUUGUUCAAGGGUAUGUUCUGUACCAGUGAAGUGCAGCUGAUGCUCUGAGAGCUUGGCAGGGCAUUUUCAGACCACAGCAAAUCAGCUUUAAAGCCAGAAGUGAGAUCCCAAGAGUCCUGGCUCCUUCAUCAUGGGGUUACAACCUGCACUGCACUGCCUCUGAUUGAGCAGAGUCCUGCACACCUACAGAUUCAAACAUCUGCCUUGAAGACCUCAUCACUUGUCAAGUAAUUUUUUAAUUUUAAAAAGUGCAUCAAUUAAUAUCACAGCAUUUUUCAAGCUUGCUCACUGAAGAGCAAAGAAAUUCAUAUUGCAGCUCAGAGUGAGAAUCCAUUGGAGAAAAAUAUGCCUCUGGAGAGAAGCUGGGUGAACUGGAUGAUGCAUCUUUGUCUCUGAGAAGGUGAACUUGAGAAGAGGCUUGGAUGCUGUCUGGCUUAUAACCAAAUGAGAAGACUAACUAAAGUGUGGAAAAUUGAGAUGUGUUCAUUAGAAACAGUCUCAAAGGGAACCUCCCCAAGCUGUAUGAUGAACUUCACCCAUUUGCUGUAGAAAGAGUAAGAAAAAGGCUCAGCUCCUACACUGACGGUACAUAAUCAACUUGUCUAAAUGUUCUUGCAAUAACUUGUUUUUUUUUUGAGACUUGCAGGCACACGAAAACGGAUGCUCUGUUAAAGCCAUCCGGUAGAUGGGGCCACAGAGUUAUCCGGAAUGCAAAAGCAAGUAAAAUGAGUUCAGGCGAGGAAGAGCACUCGUAAUCAGUGCAAAUACAGCUUUGUUAAUUCAUGAUAUUCUAAUGGCAGGCAAAUAAUUGAUUUGGGUAUAUCAUGUUCUGACUGUAUGACUGAUUAAGCUGUACUCAAAUCCUAGUUAAUAUGAUUCUGUAUUUGUUUGAUACUGAAAUAAUUACAAAUCUCAGUCAACACAAAUAACAGCUGAAGCUUUAAUUUCAAUUCAUGCCAUGUUCGUUCCUGAGUGUUGUGCAGGUCUGAGAUACAGUCAGACUUGUGAUGAAGUGACACAAUGGAAGGCAUUGAUAGUAAUUGUAGCAAGAAUCUUUCCACAUGUGGAAACGUGUUUGUGGCAACAGGAACGUGUUAGUGGUUCCUGCAUAAUACAAAGGAUGAUCUUAUGAAUGUAACUUACAUGCCCUGUUGUUUGUGGGUUUUUUCCCCUCCUGCUUCUGUGCAUCUGUUCCUGUUAGAUCUGUGAAACAGACAAGAACUCAGGGGGUUGAGAAAACGUGUGACCAUUGCAGGAGCAGUGGUCAGCAGUGGCUGCUGAAGUGUGCAGCACGGUGUAGGACUCGCUGCCUGUGUUUGCAGUCUGCUUUUAAAAUCAGCGAAUUGUUCCCAAUUUAAGCAGCAAAUUGCAUCAGGUAUCAGUUUGAAAGUGUAUAUAAUGUUCUGCUGCACUUGAAAAGCCUGGUUUUCUGUGGUCUGAUACCUGAAGUGAAAGUUUUAAUACUUAUAUCAUAAAGCUGAUCCUUUAAGGUCAGUUCUGCUAUAAAAAGUUCUUCAAAAUACCUUUAAAAAAACAAGUUAUCAUCAGUCUUCCAUGCCACUGAACUCCAUAGAGGCGAGUCCUGCAAGGCAGGUAUUUUUUUCCCUGUUUCCAGUGAAGUUAACAUAGGUUUCCAAGUCACAGGUGUCAAGAGGCAGGUUAGAGUCCCUGCGUAGGUUCGAUCCAGAUGAUUCUGAGCUUUGCCAAGUUUCUCGUGGUUCCAGCUGUUAGCUGGGGGAUCCCGCCUCACGUUAAACACGGGUCAAGGAGCAGGAAAAGAGGGACGUGGCCGCGUGAUCCCGCGUGGGAGUCAGCGGAGUGCUUUGGGUCCGGCACGGAGGUGCCGGGGAGCGAGGCUGCCCCGCUCCUGAGGCACAGUGCUGAGGCUGCCCCGCGUCAGCGCCGGCCCGUGCCCCUGUCCCCGCCGGGGACAGAACGGGAGAGGCCCCGCAGGUGCCCGCGGGGGCGGUGCUGCCGGCCCGGCCCGCCCGGGAUCUCUUGCGAGGAGCCGCGGCGGCACCUGGAGGCGGCUCCGCCCCGGCCCCGGGAGGGGAGCGGCCGGAUCCGGCGGGACGGGCCGGGGCUGCCGCCCCUCAGAGGCCGCGGCAGUCUGCUGGCAGCGGCCAUGGCUUUCGGGAAGGCUCCGAAGGACCCUUUUGCCACCGCCGUGGGCAGCCUGGUGGAGCGGGCGACGUUCGGGGCGCUGGAGACGGAGGAGUGGGGACAGUUCAUGCACAUCUGCGACGUGAUCAACGCGACGGAGGAGGGGCCUAAAGAUGCAGUUAAAGCGCUGAAGAAAAAACUUUCAAAAAACUGUAACCAUAAGGAGAUCAGGCUGACCCUGUCUCUGCUUGACAUGUGUAUGGAGAAUUGUGGCCCAAGAUUCCAGUCUUUAGUUGUGAAGAAAGAUUUCUGUAAAGACAGGCUGGUGAAACUGCUGAACCCAAGGUAUAAUCUGCCCAUCGACAUGCAGGAGAAAAUCUUGACCUUUAUCAUGACGUGGGCCCGGGGCUUCCAGGGAAUGGUGGAUGUCAGCGAAGUGAAAGAAGUUUAUCUGGAACUGCUUAAGAAAGGAGUGGAGUUUCCAUCUUCUGACACCAGCAGAGGGGGACCUAAGACUUCAUCUCAGCCUUGUACAAAGUCAUCACCAUCUUCUGCUAGUCCUGCAAAACGUUCUUUACUGCCUCUUCCCACUGGCCCAACAUUAUUGUUGACUGCUGAGCAGAUUGGGAAACUGUACAGUGAACUGGAUAUGGCAAAAAUGAAUGUGAGAGUCAUGUCAUCAAUAUUAAAAGAAAAUGCUCCUGGCUCUGAAAAUCCAGAUGAUAUGAAUCUUCUACAGAAACUGUAUAAGACCUGUCGGAUGAUGCAGGAGAGGAUCAUGGAACUGUUGGUGGCAGUGGAGAAUGAAGAUGUGAUAGUAGAGCUAAUUCAAGUAAAUGAAGAUCUGAACAAUGUCCUCCUGGGGCAUGAAAGGUUCUCUCGAAACAGAGUUCGGUUUUUGGAGAAUCAGAGAAUACAACGUGAACGCUCCGAGCUGUACAGGAAACAGCCAUCUGCUCCCUCCAGUGAUCUUCUUGACCUCUCCAUGGACUCUCCAUCUCCUGUGUCUGCAGUGGUGCAAACUGACUCUGCAGUGUCUCCUUCAGGCUUCAAACGCGUAUCUGCACACCCUGAAGAUAAAAACAGGCACCAUCCAUCAAUUUAUCCACAGCUGGAUUUAGCAACUUCUGCAAAAGCUCAGCAAUUCCCAUUUGCAACUGAAGCACAAAACAAUAGUGUAAGCAACCCAGCUGGACAUUCAUAUAGCAAUCUGGCAACUCCUCUAAGCCCAGUGCCUCUGAAUCCAGUAAAUCUGCAGGCUGGACAUACUACAUCAUUAAAUGUACCAUCAUCACCAGCCACAUCAAAGAACACGUCACAGUCACCUCAUUACUAUGAGAUAAUGGAAUUUGAUCCUCUGGCUCCCACUGAUGCUAUUUAUGAAGAAAUUGAUGUUGUGCUGAAGUCAGAAGUUACCAAGAGUACAGACUGCUGAAGUGAAUAACAAGUGAAGACAAGUGAAUAACAGAACAGGCUUUGUAUUUGGACACAACAAAUAAGGAGUGGAAUACUAAGCUGUGUGGAAGUUGGAGUUACCUGGAUCUGCACCUUGAUAAUUUGUUCUAAACAUUCAGCUGUGUAUUCUUCCAGGUGACUUGCAUGAUUAUUUAAGUAUUUUUGGGGCCUUUAAAAUAUGGUUUCCAGUAUGAAGUAACACUUGACAGCUGGCAUAAGUGGGAAAAAAAAAGAUUCUUGAAAAAGCUUUUCUUCCAAGUUAACUGUUCUCUUGUAUUGCUUUACUGCUUUAUGCAGCAAACAAAAUAGAACGUUAUGUUUACAGAAACUACAGAAUCCAAUUUCUGUUUUGGUCUUGUUGGAGUCUGUGUUAAUCCCCCUAGAAAUUUGUAAGGGGGUUUUGAUGUGUAAGACUUAGCUAAUAUUAGGCCUUUUCAUAGAUGUCUGAGGACACACAGUGUCACUUUCCUACAGUCAUAUUCUGAAUAUAGAUUUUUGUUUUCUUCCUGAAAGCCUGCUAUAUAGUUGGAUUUUUGUCUUGGAAAGUACCUGAGCCAGGCCAUGAGGUGCUGUCAUCCCUGAUUAACAGAAGAGAAAAAACUCUGCUUGUUCCUGUGUUGUUGCUUUUAUUUAGUCAGUAAAUAUUGGAGGGGGAUCAAUCAUUUUUUUCAAUGUUCCUGCCCUGCAGAGAUUGCUGUUCUGGUGAAGGAAAAAAAAAAAAUCAUCUACAAUGCAGAUGAGCAAUAGUUAUCCAUUUCUUCUAGUCAAGUUAUUUAACCCUGUUAAUAAGUUUUAAUAUGAAAGUGCCUUACCUAUUUUAAUGCUGAAUGUAAAAAGUGCACUUUAGUAAGUAUAGUUCUCUGAACUUACAUAAAAUUUGAGAACUUGGUUCAUGUUUAUAGCUGGUAAGCUAUUUUUUUGUGUGAAAUACUGCAUUUUAAAUGCUGAUUGUGUUAACUCUUUAAGUGAUAAAAAGUUCUCAGUCAGUUAUGCAACUUUUGUAGCAUAAAAUUCCAAAUAAAAGCAAAUGCUUACUGAGAAGUUAA